AACAUAAUUAUUCAUUUUCAUAUCAGCAAACAACUAUUAUCUCUUCUAAACUUUCCUCUUCUCUGUUCUGUUCUGUUCUUCUGCUUCCAUUUUCCCUCUCUAAUUUCACUUCACUCCGAUUCAAUUCAACCCAAAUUCUCGCGCAUUUUCAUCAAUCUCUUUUGCAUCUCGAUUCCUCCACUUUCCGUCUUUCAUUUUCCCACGAGAGUUAAACGGUAUGCAUCCUGCGUUGAGCUUCCCCAAAUCAACGAGCUAGGGUUUCCGCCGGGAUAUCGAUUCUCGCCGGGAUUCUGUCGAAGUGACAUAAUCGCCGGCAACAAUGGCUACCAACUUGCAGAUGAACCCUGAGGUGGAGCAGAUCCACGGCCAAAUCCGCGAUCACUUUCGAGCUCUCGCAAAUGGCUUCCAGAAGCUGGACAAGAUUAAAGAUUCCAAUAGACAAAGUAAUCAGCUGGAAGAGCUCACGGGGAAGAUGAGAGAGUGCAAAGGUUUGAUAAAAGAAUUUGAUCGUGAAAUUAAAGAUGAAGAGGGCAGAAAUACCCCAGAAGUGAACAAGCAACUAAAUGAUGAAAAGCAAUCAAUGAUCAAGGAACUAAACUCCUAUGUUGCAUUGAGAAAAACGUACAUGAGUACCCUUGGUAAUAAAAAAGCUGAGCUUUUUGACACGGGAGCAGGACCAAGUGAACCCAUGGCUGAAGAAAAUGUUCAAUUGGCAUCAAAAAUGUCAAAUCAAGAACUUAUCAAUACUGGGAUAAAUACAAUGGAUGAAACUGAUCAGGCUAUAGAAAGAUCUAAGCAGGUUGUACAUCAAACAAUUGAAGUAGGUACCCAAACUGCCACCACCUUGAAAGGCCAAACUGACCAGAUGGGCCGCAUUGUUAACGAGCUUGAUUCAAUUCAGUUCUCAAUUAAGAAAGCCUCCCAGCUUGUGAAGGAGAUCGGAAGAAAGGUAGCCACCGAUAAGUGCAUCAUGCUUUUUCUGUUCCUUAUCGUGUGCGGUGUAAUUGCCAUCAUUGUUGUAAAGAUUGUGAAUCCACACAACAAAGAUAUUAGAGAUAUCCCAGGAUUGGCGCCUCCUGUUCCAACUAGGAGGCUUUUGUAUGUAAGGACUGGAUAACAUCUUGAUUAAUUCUUUUAUCUUACAUGUUUUUUCCAUCCCCAUCCAACCAGGAGUCUUGGUAUCUUGGAUGAUAUGAAAGUUUAAGUAAUGCUUUAUGGGGGCAUCUUUUGGAAAUCAUCAAUCAAUUUUAAAUUAAUUUUUUUUCAUGCCUGAGCUGUGUAUAUCUCUGUUUGUGGUUUUAUGUAGUCUUUUCCUUUUUUUAGUACCGAGUUGCUCUGUAAUAUUUUAAACAAAAUAUUGUAGGCCUAGAAUGAAUAUAAUGAUGUUAUCGGACCUAUGGUUUACAUGUCCCAUUCAAGUGAGGCAUUUCCCGCCCUUUUUUA
Lathyrus oleraceus (garden pea) is the source of this 1443-nucleotide messenger RNA. Its product is annotated as novel plant SNARE 13. The transcript has 10 exons. Gene Ontology annotation, biological process: vesicle fusion. Gene Ontology annotation, cellular component: SNARE complex; ER to Golgi transport vesicle membrane; endoplasmic reticulum membrane. Gene Ontology annotation, molecular function: SNAP receptor activity; SNARE binding. NCBI's taxonomy places the organism in Eukaryota, Viridiplantae, Streptophyta, Magnoliopsida, Fabales, Fabaceae. Bases 320 to 1117 code for a protein of 265 amino acids. The record is from RefSeq and is a predicted model, not a curated record.